ACAUGCAAUAAAGUUAUUGAUUGAUUGAGGUAAGAAGUCGAGCCAAAAAACUGCCUAAAAAUCGACUAAUCAUUUUAGUGACAUUUAUUAUAGUCUAUGAAUUUAACUUUUAUUUGGUGGACACUGUGGACAGCCACUAUUUUACUAAUGGCGGAAAAGCGGCAAUUGUCGUCAUCCUUGCGUUUAAUUACUUAUCAAUGCAAAGAUGUCCAAAAUGGAUCGAAUGUUAAACUCUAAAAAGGAGAAGCAGACAAUUUACGAGAUAUAUCGAGCAUGUCGGCUGUGUGGUGCUGGUGCUGGCUACAAAAUGCCAAUAAUACAAAAUGUUGUCGAUUUAGACGAUAAUGAUGUCGAAUUGAAACAAAAAAUACGGGAAUGCGUCCAAAUUGAGGUACACCAAGAUGAUAAGAUGCCACCCCUCAUAUGCGAGCUUUGCGUUGACAAAGUGAAUGAUUUCUACGAGUUCCUUGAGAUGUGUCGGCAGACCAACAAGCGGACGAGGUUAAGGCUCGGCUUGCCUCCGCAGUCCUUGCCUGGUGGUGCUCCCGAUGCCGGCGACUGCAUUCUGGGACUCACGGAGCCCGUGUACGUCAACGACGAUUCAGACGGUGAACCACUAUCUAAACACAGGAAACCGAGCAGAGAGAACAAAACUAAUGUGCUUAUUAAGAAAGAAGUAACGCGCGGCCGUGGUGGCAGAUACAGUAAAAAGGAGCCGACACCGCCUCGAGCGCUGAGAAAGAAUAGGAACUCAAGAGAAGACGCAUCCAUUACUACAACACAGGAGAGAACUUCAAGGCAAUCACCAAAGGUGUCUCCGAAGGCGGCUCCAAAAUCUAUACUUAAAAAGUCGGAAGAUACUCUAAUAUCGUCUCGGCUGAAGCGAACACGUGACAAAGAUCCGGUUAAGCUAGAGUCACCUGUCAAGAAAGUCAAGAUAGCGUUGAAACCAGUCUCUCCAGCCGCCAAGUCCUCGGCCCGCUCAGGCCGCAAGGCGUCCCCCCCGUGCGGGCUCCGCUGCGUGGUGUGCGACAGCAGACACAAGACCGCGCAGGCUCUGGCCAGCCAUCUGAGGACGCAUGGCGUAGGGUAUACCAGUAACAACCUGGCCUGCAACCCGUGCGGCGAGUGGUUCCCGUCGGCGCGGCUGGCGGCGCGCCACCUGCGCCAGCACCGCGCGCGCCCCUGCCGCUGCCAGCGCUGCGGCCGCAGCUACGCAACCAUACACGCCUACGACCAGCACAUAACCAACGACGAGUGUCUAAUCUGGCCCCAUGUCCCGGAUGUGAAGUGCGAGUCGUGCUGGAACAUGUUCCCGACGGACAACCUGUUGCGGUUGCAUCGCUGUCUCGGCGAGGACCACCGCCCGGGAGGUAAAUGCAGUAAGUGCAAUCGAAAUUACGCGCUGUUGAAGAAUCUGAAGAAACACGAAAGCACAUGCACGGCUAAGAGAAAAAAGGAGCCGCGCGUCCCGGGCCGCGUGCUGGCGCAGCUGCGGCCGCUGCAGGUGCGGGUGGCGCGCUGCGACGCGCUGCUGCGCGGCCUGGCGCGGGGCCGCUGCGACGUGUCCGGCGUCGCCGCGGAUUUCGGUCUAGACAAAAACUGCAUCUACCCCUACAAAUCAUCAUUCUCAAAUCUAGGCAUAAAAUCAGAGCUAGACUCAUUCGGAGGCAUGGUAUCUAUAAAUCCAGAUGUUAAAAACGAAUUCUGUGCUUCAGAAUACGUACAUUGGGAUUCGGAGGAGAGUGAAAGUGACAGCGAUAUCUCCCUUCUCCCUCUAACGAAGAAAAUUGAUACUUUAGCCACUCUGUCAUUAAAAAUUAUAUUCUCGAAUAAAUGUCUUGGCAAAGUUCCGAGGAAACGCAGGAGGGUUAAGAAGGAGAAGGUAUUCGAGGCUCUUGACACAGAAGAUGACGUCACAAGAGAUAUUAAUAAUAUUAUUAAUAAUUUAGAUAAAGAUGAUGAUUUAGAUGCUGUCGAUAACUUAGAUAAUAGUGGAAAUGAUUCUAUAAAGACAGGCAGUGAAAGUAAAAAUAAUCAUACAGAUAAAGAAUUUGAUUUUUCAAAUGAUUUUAAUGAUUCUAAGUCAUUAAAUGAUGUAAAUAGUCAUAAUAAUAGUUUAUUGGUAGAUAAUAAUGGUACUAUUAAUAAUAGUGAUGGGAAAAUAGAAGAAAAUAAUACGAUUGUUGACAAAGUUAAAGAUAGUGAGAGUAGUAAUAAAAGUGAUGAAAAUAGUGAUGGGAUUGAAAAUAGUGUUGUACAUAAAGACGAUGAUGUAGGUGCAUGUUUAAAUAGUGAUGAAAAUAAAUGUGUUACUGAUGAUGAUGAUGAAAAAUCUAAAGAAAUUAGUGAACAAGAAAAUGAUGAUUGUCUUACUGAUAAAGUAGAUGAAGAAAAUGUGAACGAUGAGACUGAAAACGCACAAAUAAAUGAAGAAAUUACUAAAAAUGAUGAUGAUGUUAAUUUUGAAGGAAAAGUUGAUGAAAAUGAUGUUCUACAAGAUGAAAUAAACAGGGAUGAUGAUUCUCAAACUAAUGUUGAUGCUAGUAAUGAUAGUUUUUCAAAAGUAAACGAGACAGGUGAUGUAAGAAAUGAAACAGAUGAUCUCUCGGGUGCGAAUAAUGAUGAUCGAAGUGCGAAUGAUGGUAAUCUACCAGAAAUUAGUACGAAAGAUGAUUUAAACGGUGCAAAUGAUAAUAGUCUAUCGGAAAUAAUUGAAAAUGAGGAUUCUCGAGUAAAUAUAGAUACAAAUAAUGAGAGUCCAUCUGAAGAUGAUAAAAAUGAUGUAAAUGAUGGUUUUAAAGCGAAUAUAAAUGAUUGUCAAUCAAAUAAAGAUGAACAACCAAAUGCAAAUGAUAGUGUUAAUGACGAAAUUAGUCAAAAUAGUCAAGACACAGACUCAAAAAUGGAUGAAAAUCUAUUAUUAACUCAAAAAGACAGUCAAGAUUCAAAUGAAAUUAAGAACGAAUGUGUGAAUGAUGAAGUUAAAAUGGCCGCGAAUGAACGUUUAAGUGUGAGUGAUUCAAAAAGUGAAGAAUACAAAAUAAACGGUGAUAGUUAUGAGAAAAAUAGUGAACAAACGGACAGAAAGAGUGCUGAAGACAUCGAAGAUUCGAAACUAAUGGCCGCUCUAGACGCUGAAAUCGGUGAGAGCGAUCAGACUAGUGAUGUGCCCGAGAAAUCUGGAAGUUACGGUUUUAACGAUAAAAUAGCUUUAGAGGACUUGUUGACGGAAAAAAAUACUACUAAGUCCAUGGAUUUGGAUAUUCUGCCAGAAGAUUAUAAUUUUGAUAAUUAAUAUUUGUAAAAGAAUAUAUCAAUAAUAUAUACUCGAUUUGUUAAGGUAUUCAAAUAAAGGUAAACAAUCUCGGUGUGUAUUUUUAUAUAUAAAGAUAAAACCCGAAAAAAUAUGACACUACACCAAAGCUAUGGGUGCGCGACGUGUUAGUUCGAUCUCGUAGGACAAGUAUUUGUGUGAUCCACGAAUGCUUGUCCCGAG
Molecule: messenger RNA, 3499 nt
Organism: Trichoplusia ni (cabbage looper)
Lineage: Eukaryota; Metazoa; Arthropoda; Insecta; Lepidoptera; Noctuidae
Exons: 12
Coding region: 206-3298 (1030 amino acids)
Biological process (GO): regulation of transcription by RNA polymerase II
Cellular component (GO): nucleus
Molecular function (GO): DNA-binding transcription factor activity, RNA polymerase II-specific; RNA polymerase II transcription regulatory region sequence-specific DNA binding; zinc ion binding
Source: RefSeq, a predicted model, not a curated record